Molecule: messenger RNA, 1562 nt
Organism: Micromonas pusilla CCMP1545
Lineage: Eukaryota; Viridiplantae; Chlorophyta; Mamiellophyceae; Mamiellales; Mamiellaceae
Exons: 6
Coding region: 1-1428 (475 amino acids)
Molecular function (GO): nucleic acid binding
Source: RefSeq, a predicted model, not a curated record
AUGGCGAUGGCGGCAGCGUCCAUCGCGGUCGCCGCGCCUCUGCGCGCCUCCGCGUCCGCGUCGCCGCGCGCCUCGCGAUCUCGCGCGGCGGCUGCGCGUCCGCGCGUCGCCGCGCCGCGCGCGUCGCCGCUCGCGCCCCGGACGCGAAAGGGCGCCGCCGUCCGCGCGGCCGCGGCCGCCGCGGACUCGUCCGACGCCACCGCGAAGAAGAAGAAGAAAGACCCCGCCGCCGCCGGGAAGAAGACGGGCGCGUCCGCGACGUCCGCGGAGAACGCCGACGCGUCCGCCGGAUCGUCGUCGUCGUCGUCGUCGCCGUCGAAGAAUGAAAAGGCGAAGGAAGCGCUCGCGGCCGCGCUCCGAUCCGGCGACGCCGUCGUCGGCCGCGUCGAGGUCGCGAACCGCGGCGGCCUCAUCCUCCGCAUAUUCAACGGCCGCUACCGCGCGUUCCUCCCGCUGUCGCAGAUGGCGUCGUCGCGCACCGCGGCCAUCAAGGGGGGGAAAUCGAAAGCCGCGGCGCAGCUGAAACGCGUCACCGCGCCGCUGGCGUCCUUCGACGACGACGACGACGGCGGCGACUUCGCGCCGCCGACGCCGCCGCCGUCGCCGCCGAAACCGAGCGCGAAGGACGCGACCGUCGCCGCGCUGGAGCAGCUCGUAGGGACGAACAUCUCCGUGCGGGUCACCGACGUCAACGAUAAGAAAAUCGUCGUCAGCGAGCGCGCGCUCGUCCAGGACGUGGGAGCCAAGGCGCUGAAGCCCGGGGACGUCGCGCGCGGCGCAGUGAUGUCCAUGUCCGAUUUCGGCGCCUUCGUGGAGAUUCUUCCCGACGACGCGAGAGCGCCGCGGUGCGAGGGUUUGAUUCACAUCUCGGAGCUGUCGUGGAAUCGCGUCUCGCACCCGCGGGACGUCGUGAAGGUCGGCGACGUCGUAUCCGUGAAGGUGCUGGAGACGAUCGCCGCGAGCGGAAACGGCGGAGACGGCGGCGGAAACGGCGGGGGGGGGGGAAACAAAGAGCGAGGUCCGCGGGGAAACGCGAGCUCGACAAACGCGCGAGUGACGUUUUCGCUUAAGCAGCUCACCGCGGAUCCGCUGCUGGAGACUCUGGACACGAUCAUGCCGGUGGCGAUGCCCGAGCCGAGCGUGGACGACGACGAGCUCGCGGACGCGCCGUUGCCGGGUUUGAACGACAUAUGCGCCAACUUGCUCGCGGAGGAUGGCAUCGACGCCGUCAUCCCGGGCCGCCAGGCGAUCGAGCAGAGAGUCGUCUCGCAGGACCUCGAGCUGUGGCUCACCAACGCCAACGUGGAGGACGGGUAUAAUCUCCUCGCGCGCGCGGGACGGCAGGUGCAGGAGAUCCACGUCGUGACGGAGCUGACGAGGGACGCGAUCAAGGUGGCCAUCAAGCGCGCGACGUCCGCGUUGAAAUGAAAUGCCGACGCGAAAGCGAAAUCGAAACGGGACUUCUGGAAGGAGAGGAGAGGAUAGGAGAGGAGGGGGGAGGUUGAUUACACUCGUGUACCCUCGACUCGAUGCAAAUCAAUAAAACUACUUUACACCUACGU